AUGUCUAACAUAGUUUUGGAGCCCGCCGCUCAGAGCUUUGCCGAAGCCACAUCCAAACCUCCCUUUUUGUUUCAAAUUCCGCCGGAGGAGGGCAGAAAGAUCUUCAAUGAUGUUCAGAAAGAGUCGAUCAAUUAUGCCGAUGGAAUCACCACUGAGGUUAUUGCCUUUCCGGACUUCAGCUCCAAGCUGAUCAAGCCAAAGACAGACAACAACGCAAUACUCCCCGUCGUGUUUUACAUCCACGGCGGGGGUUGGGUGUUUGGCAGCCCGAACGCAUUUGGCCGUCUACUGGGCGAAAUUUCCAAAAACGUGAAUGCUGCAGUCUUCGCCGUUGACUACACCCGAUCGCCCGAGGCUAAGUACCCCACUGCAUUGGACCAAGUCUGGCAAGCGUUCGAGUAUAUCCUUGCGAAUAGCGAGAAACACAAUGUGGAUUCUGGCCGCAUUGCCAUCGCAGGCGACUCAGUUGGCGGCAACAUGGCGGCUGUGACUGCCUUGAAAGAUGCCGGCCAUCGACUCCGGGGGCAGGCGCUUUUAUACCCUGUCUGCGAUUUCUCGUUCGAUUCCGGAUCCUACAACGACUUUGCCAAGGGUUACUUUCUCCAGCGCGAUGCUAUGAAAUGGUUCUUCGAGCAAUACAGCACCGGAGUCAAUGACGCCGAGCCCAACAAUUCCAGGAUCUCGGUCUUGCGCACUACGAAGGAGGUCUUGAGCAAGGCACCGCCGGCUCUGAUCUUGACUGCCGAGGCUGACGUCUUGCGCGACCACGCGGAGGAGUUUGCUAGCAAGCUGCGCAGCUCCGGUGUCCAGAUGAACGCAGGCUCGAGACGCUUUGAUGUCGUGCUGUUUGGUGCAACUGGAUUCACAGGCAAGCUUGUCGUUCAGUAUCUGGCGCGCCAUACCGACGUCAAUGGUUGGGCGAUUGCAGGACGAUCGAUUGAGCGUCUCGAGAAGCUUCGCGUCCAAUUUGAUUUGGAGUCCUCUGUCGGCACCAUUCAGGCCCAUGCAAACGACCGAGCCAGUCUGAUUGCCAUGGCCUCGCAAGCGCGGUGUGUCAUCAAUGUUGUAGGUCCAUUCCAGAUGUUGGGAGGAGCAGAGGUGGUCAGCGCGUGUGUGGAAGCAAAGUGCCACUACGUCGAUUUGAGCGGCGAGACUGGCUACAACGAGAUCCUAAUUAAACGCUUCCACUCGUCUGCCAAAGCGGCUGGCCUUGUAAUCGCACCCUCUUGCGGACUAGACAGUCUUCCGUCGGAUCUCACCACCUACCUGGCGUGUCGCCAUCUGCUGCAAGGUCGUACGGAUUCGACAAUCACCAGCGCUACAACCACGCUCAAAGAAGCGGCGCCUUUCUCAACAGGAACGCUCCUCUCGGCUUGCGACAUGGCUGACAAUGAUCAUCGACAGCUCAUGUUUGUAGAUGCAGGUCGCCUUGUUCAUUCCCAUGCCACGAGCGACCAGUCGAUCCGCUUCAGCUGGCCGAAAUACUCCAAGCAUGUCGGGCGGUACGCAACGUCAUACAUGCUUAGCCCUCAUAACAUCCGGACGGUGUACCGCACAUGGUCCCUACUGACGGAUGCGUUAUCAGUAGAGGCGUACGGCCCCAAUUUUGCAUACGAUGAUCUGCUCAGCAGCCCAGGGCUGUUUUCCGGCUACAUUCAAGCAUUGUCGCAAUAUCUGACGGGCUUCAUCUUAGUGAACGCAUCGUCUGUCCGCAGCAUCGUUCGCAAAUUCGCCAAGGGUGGAGAUGGCCCCUCUGUCCAAACCCAGCAGAAAAUCCAAACGGAUUGUCGAACCGUGGCAACAGCCUCAGACGGUCGUUCGGCCAUGUGUACCAUGAUUGCGCCUGGAGAUCCAGUUGAUGACGGUGACAUCCACACCAUCCUUGGCGCCAUGGUCAAUGAUGACCAUGAUCACGGCGGUGAUGAUACUCCAGAGCGCACUGUCACACCGCCGCUCCCUGCUGCCAAUCAAGAUGCAGCGGCUGCUACAAUGCCUGACAGCAUCAAGUACACCGCAGAGCUGGAGCGCUUCCGCCUGCGCUUGGUGGAGCAUCCGCGCCUGCUGGUCUGCACGCGCCCAGGUUGCUACCUGCAGCUGCUAUUGAACAUCGCGUACAAGGAAGUCAGCAACCACCUCAAGAAAGUUCACCACUGUCAGCGGUACGGUACCGAAGACUGA
Molecule: messenger RNA, 2178 nt
Organism: Pseudozyma hubeiensis SY62
Lineage: Eukaryota; Fungi; Basidiomycota; Ustilaginomycetes; Ustilaginales; Ustilaginaceae
Product: alpha/beta hydrolase fold-3 domain-containing protein
Exons: 8
Coding region: 1-2178 (725 amino acids)
Biological process (GO): glycolipid biosynthetic process
Cellular component (GO): mitochondrion; plasma membrane; lipid droplet
Molecular function (GO): hydrolase activity
Source: RefSeq, a predicted model, not a curated record